Messenger RNA from Schistocerca serialis cubense, 1527 nucleotides. RefSeq lists its product as uncharacterized. Gene Ontology annotation, molecular function: ADP-ribose diphosphatase activity; NAD binding; NADH pyrophosphatase activity. Lineage: Eukaryota; Metazoa; Arthropoda; Insecta; Orthoptera; Acrididae. Bases 67 to 1056 code for a protein of 329 amino acids. The record is from RefSeq and is a predicted model, not a curated record. The transcript has 6 exons.
ACUAGCAAAUUCACCUCCUUUUUUAUUGCGUAACGAUUACAUUCUCCAUUUUCAGUAUAGCAUCAAAUGAUUUUAUCGUUCAUUAGUGCACUGCAAGAUAUAUACAUCGGAAGAAAGAUAAGUCACAAAGCGUAUGUGCUAAUACCCCGAUGCCAGCUCCGUGUGUUACAUAGAAAUAAUAUAUUUAAUCGAACGGAACUUCAGACAAAAUAUUGUAAGAAGACAGGAACAACAGUAAGGAAAAUGAGCCUUCCAGAUUCAUCUACAGUUACUUGCAAUCUUUUUAAAGGCAAGAAGGAUCGGUUUGGUGGCAUAAUUGUUGAUUCAGAAGUGGAGAGUUCUGAUGAUAACUUCAGCACCAAACUCUUAAAGUCCCUUGAACACUGGUCAGAACAGAAUGUUCGAGCAGUCUGGUUCAGAGUAGCCUUACAUCAUGCAGAGUGGAUUCCAGUGUUAGCAAAGAAUGGUUUCGUGUUUCACCAUGCAGAACCAAUGAGUGUUUCCAUGGUCAAGUGGCUGCCAAUCACAGAAAUAUGCAAUAUUCCUCAAUAUGCACAUACAAUGAUAGGAGUAGGUGCUGUUGUUGUAAACAAGGACCAAGAACUAUUGGUUGUUCGGGAACGCUUUCAUACAGUACCUCACUGGAAACUGCCCGGUGGAUAUUUAGAACCAGGUGAAGAUAUUCCAGAUGCUGCAAUAAGAGAAGUCCUGGAAGAAACUAAUGUCCAAACAGAAUUCAGAUAUCUUAUUUGUUUCCGACAUACUCAUGGUGCUAAUUUUGCCUGCUCAGAUAUUUAUUUUAUUGUCUGCCUGACUCCUAUUUCUGAAUCAAUAACAAAAUGUGACCGUGAGAUUGCAGAUUGUCGGUGGAUGAAGAUUUCAGAUUAUUUGACUGAUCCUGGAGUCAUUGAAACCAACCGAUUUUUCCUGAGAAAAUAUCUUGAAUAUGAGAAGUCGGGAAGCAUUGUGGGAUGUGUUAAAAAUAUUCAUCCACUUCUUAAGAAACCUCAAUGUUUAUAUAGUAUAGAUAAUAUGAAGGAUGCAUCCAAAAUAUAGGAAACAAAUCACUGAAUGUAUGUAGCAAAAGUAACAGUAUGGUGGUCAUUACUUCUCAGUUGACAAAAAUGGUUAAUGAAAUAUAUCCAAACAUAUAAUCAUUACUAUGUUGCAUUUGUUAAUAUUCAUCCACUUCUUAAGAAUCCUCAAUGUUUAUAUAGUAUAGAUAAUAUGAAGGAUGCAUCCAAAAUAUAGGAAACAAAUCACUAAAUGUAUGUAGCAAAAGUAACAGUAUGGUGGUCGUUCCUUCUCAGUUGACAAAAAUAGUUAAUGAAAUAUAUCCAAACAUAUAAUCAUUACUAUGUUGCAUUUGUAUUACACACUGAUGUCAUAUUAACCAAUUAUGAUGAAAUGGCUGGAAUUGUUGCAGUGUAAUACAUAUUAUUAUUUAAUUCAAGAUAUAACUAUUACUUCAUUAUUUGAAUGACUGUGAUGUUAGUUUUAUUUUACCAUAAUUUAUUCUGUAAUUAA